Molecule: messenger RNA, 1084 nt
Organism: Triticum dicoccoides
Lineage: Eukaryota; Viridiplantae; Streptophyta; Magnoliopsida; Poales; Poaceae
Product: PRA1 family protein B2-like
Exons: 1
Coding region: 87-695 (202 amino acids)
Source: RefSeq, a predicted model, not a curated record
AGGUGAGAGAGAAGCAAACCACACGCCAAAAGGAGGGAGAGGGGCAACCGCGGAUCUCGCCCGCGCGCCCGCCGGCCCCCUCCGCCAUGUCCGCCGACGGCCCCGGCGCGGUCCGCCGCGCGCUGGACAGGGCCGGCGCGAGCCUCCGCACCGGCCGCCGCGCGCUCGCCCGCUUCGCGCCCCGCCCCUCGGCCUUCGCCCCGGCGCCCGACGCCGAGGCCGCGGCGGUCCGCGCCGUGCGCAACCUCCGCACCUUCCGCGUCCACUACGCCGUGAUCCAGUGGGCGCUGCUGCUCGCCUCCCUCGCGCCCCGCCACCGCGCCUCCAUGCUCUUCCUCAUGGCCGCCUCCAAGGGCCUGCUCCUCUACGGGGGCCUCCUCCGGGCCUUCCCCAACUCCGCGCUCCUCCGCCGCCUCCUCGACCGCCGCCUCGUCGCCGCCGUCUUCGUGGUCCUCGUCGUCGCCGACCUCGCGGCGGCUGAUGCCAUACCCAACCUCCUCUUCGCGCUCGCCGCCGGGGCCCCCGUCGUCGUGCUCCACGCCGCGUUCCGCGUCCGCGACGACCUCGAGCCCGUCGCCUCCGCCGACAGCGCCGGAGGGGAGGAGGCCACGGGGGUGGUGGUGGAGAAGAAGGAGGACGGCGACAUGGAGACGGGGCCGACGCGCCGCUCCGCCACGGCCGCCACCAAGUCCUAGGCAACAAGAUCUCGCCGCCCAUAUACAAGUACACCUUAGACAGACAAAGUGCUGGUAUUUCUUGAUCAAAUUCCAUUCUUUUUGGAGAAAUUUGGAGCUCACUACUACCUAGGAUGCAGCAGAAUGAAUCGAAAUUCGUUGUCUCUUCUUGUCUUAAUUAUGGCUUAGCAUUAGGAUCUUCCCCUGUUCCUUGUGUAUACACAAAUUUACUGCUACUGCUGCUACUACUACUACUACUACAUUGUUACUCCAUAGAACAAAACUAGCAACUAACAAGAGAAUCAACUGGAGCAGCUCAUCUGACCAUUCCUUCCUAUAUGUAAUUCUGAUUGUGAUGACAGACAGAGAUAACACCGUGGCAUCGCAUCGCAUCGCAUUGCAUUUGUUUC